Messenger RNA from Mizuhopecten yessoensis (Yesso scallop), 1191 nucleotides. Its product is annotated as ATP synthase subunit b, mitochondrial-like. The coding region runs from base 76 to 954 and encodes 292 amino acids. The transcript is spliced from 8 exons. The record is from RefSeq and is a predicted model, not a curated record. Gene Ontology annotation, molecular function: proton transmembrane transporter activity. Gene Ontology annotation, biological process: proton motive force-driven ATP synthesis. Lineage: Eukaryota; Metazoa; Mollusca; Bivalvia; Pectinida; Pectinidae.
GACAUACUCCAUGUAACGCUUUACGGUUAACUAUAUCAUCCGGGCAAUCCAGAGAAGGACGAGAAGGUCGCCAACAUGUUGCGACUACGAGCUAUCAGAGCAGGAUCCAUUGCAAGAACUCUUCUGGGAAACAACCAAAGAUGCGAGGUGGAACAGAAAGCCAAUAUGGAAACGGGGGAUUUUGGUAGGCCCGGUUUGCUAACUAGACCAAACGCCGCUCGGCCACCAAUACCGUCAUUAGAUGAAAGGAUGGCCACCUGGAAGGAAGUCAGUGACAUAUUCUAUGGGCCUGAAAGAGACCUCAAAAACUUUCCUUCUCCUAAACAGCAGGUUGAUGCACCCGGGAUUCGGUUCGGAUUUGUCCCAGAGUCAUUCUUCGAGUUUCUCUACACAAAAACAGGAAUCAUGGGUCCAUAUUUAUUGCUGUUUGGCACUCCAGCAUACAUGUUUUCCAAAGAAAUCAUGUCGCCUGAUUAUGAAGUUGCAGAGCUUCUCAUUGUUUUAAUUCCUGGAUAUUUCCUCAUCACUAAGAUAAACGAAGGCAACAGAGUCGUAGAUUUCGUUAAAGCUAAACGUGAGGAAUUGGAUGAAUAUUGGUACAAGCCAAUGGUUGACUUGGCUAAAAACACUGAUGUGGCAAUUGAGGGGGCAAAAACAGCCAUAUACCAGCAAGAGGCACUGGAAUAUAUGUUUGAUGCUAAAAAGGAGAAUGUGGGCCUACAGCUUGAAAUUGAAUACAGACAGAGACUGCAGUCAUUGUAUGAUCAAGCGAGGCGAAAACUGGAUUACCAGGUGGCCAAUGUGAACGCUAGGAAGAACUUUGAGCAGGGACACAUGGCAAGAUGGAUCAACAAGGCUGUGUACAGUAGCGUCACUCCACAACUGGAGAAACAGAUAAUGGACGGUUGUUUGGCCAAUCUCCGUGAACUGUCAAAAACAUUCAAAGCUACAUAAUAGCUGGAGAAAGACACUAGAACAAUAUAGUGGGCAGGAGAUGAUGUGUUUCAUCUCAGGGACAUCGUAAAACUGUUCUCAAACUCUGCAACAUGCAUUUGUGUGGAAUAACAGUGGAGAGAAAAGGGUGAAACUAGAGUGAUAAAAUACUGGUCUGGCUUGAUAAAGAACCAGUGCUGUGCUGUUGUCCGUAUUUAGAAGGUCAUUUUUGAAAUUAAAAUAUUCUUAUGAAAAAAA